Molecule: messenger RNA, 342 nt
Organism: Microdochium trichocladiopsis
Lineage: Eukaryota; Fungi; Ascomycota; Sordariomycetes; Xylariales; Microdochiaceae
Product: peptidyl-prolyl cis-trans isomerase fkr-3
Exons: 6
Coding region: 1-342 (113 amino acids)
Molecular function (GO): peptidyl-prolyl cis-trans isomerase activity
Source: RefSeq, a predicted model, not a curated record
AUGGGUGUUCAGAAGACUGUUCUCCAGGAGGGCUCCGGUGACCAGCCCAAACAACGCCAGAUCGUUACCAUUGAGUAUACUGGCUGGCUCAAGGACCCCUCUGCUCCGAACCAGAAGGGCAAGCAAUUCGACUCGUCAGUCAACCGUGGCGAUUUCAAGACCGAAAUUGGUGUUGGCAAGGUCAUCCGCGGCUGGGACGAGGGUGUCCUCACCAUGAAGGUUGGCGAGAAGGCCACUCUUGACAUUUCCAGUGACUACGGUUACGGUGCCACCGGCUUCACUGGUCACAUCCCCCCCAACGCCGAUCUCAUCUUCGACGUCUACCUCAAGGGCGUCAACUAA